Messenger RNA from Hibiscus syriacus, 2190 nucleotides. RefSeq lists its product as uncharacterized. Gene Ontology annotation, molecular function: catalytic activity. Lineage: Eukaryota; Viridiplantae; Streptophyta; Magnoliopsida; Malvales; Malvaceae. The transcript is spliced from 5 exons. The record is from RefSeq and is a predicted model, not a curated record. The coding region runs from base 1 to 2190 and encodes 729 amino acids.
AUGAUCAUUUCAUUCUGGAAUGUAAGAAGAUUGAAUAAUCCUCUAAAACAAGGCCAAGUCCUUCGAAGGGCAGCCCAGAAUAAUGUAGAUAUUCUCUGUUUGUUGGAAACUAGAGUGAAAGCUGAAAAAUCAGCAAAUAUUUUAGCUACUUCUUUUGAGAAUUGGAAUGUUCUCACCAACUAUGAAUUUGCAGUGAAUGGUAGAAUUUGGUUUCUAUGGAGGAAUGGACUGGAUUUCUCCUUAUGCAAUGCAACAGAUCAGAGUAUCACUGUCAAAGGUCGGUUUAAAAAUGUUCCUUUCAUCAUCACCGCAAUUUAUGGUAGUAAUAACGGUAUUACUAGAAGACAGCUUUGGCAAGAACUCCGGCAUCUCGAUUCAAAUUUCAGUGAUAUACCUUGGCUCUUGGGAGGGGAUUUUAAUGUCAUCUUGAACAAUUACAAAAGCAAUGACCAAGAGUUUACGGGUAUGUUCACUUCUUCUGAUAUGCUAGAUUUUCAAGAAAUCAUUCAGGACUUACAGUUACAUGAUCACCCUUACUUUGGUCCUACUUUCUCUUGGAGCAACAAACAAAUGGUUGAUCUUCACAAAGAGGCUCAUUCUAAUAAGCCCAAACCCUUCAAAUUUUUCAACUGUUGGACACUUCAUCCCGGGUUUCUAAAUAUUGUUAGUCAAUCAUGGAGUUUGGCAGCUCAAGGCAAUCCUAUGAAGUCUUUAUUCUUAAAGCUUAAGCGCCUCAAAGUUAGCCUUAAACAGCUCAAUAAAGACUACUUCAGUGACAUCAAAGCCCGAAGAGAGCUCAAAUCUUUACAAGAAGUUGAGGCAAUGUUCUUAAAACAAAAAGCUAAAUUGCAUUGGCUUAAGGAGGGUGACAAAUGCACAAAGUUAUUUCACUCGAUCAUUGCUACUAAGAACAAGAGACAGACUAUAAGGCAUAUUCCUUCUUUUGAAGAAUCCGAAACUUUUGUCAAGGAAGUUACUAGUGAUGAGAUCAGAGAAGUUAUUUUCAGUCAAGGUAAUGACAAGGCCCCCGGUCCCGACGGAUUUACUGCUCUCUUUUUCAAGAAAGCUUGGCCAGUGGUUGGCAAUGAUUUUAUUAAGGCUAUUAAGUAUUUCUUUCAAGAAUCUUAUAUCUAUCCAGCCUUUAACGCAACCGUUAUUGCUUUGAUUCCAAAAAAGUCGAAUCCUAGCAAAGUUUCUGUCUUCCGCCCAAUUUCAUGUUGUUCUGUUAUUUAUAAGACCAACACAAAGAUUAUUGUCAACAUAAUUACGAAUUUGCUGCCAAGUAUAGUUGACAAUACUCUUCUCGCUCAGGAAAUUGUUAAAGGAUAUGGGAGGAAGAACAUUUCGCCUAGAUGUGCACUUAAAAUUGAUCUUCAAAAGGCUUUCGACUCCAUCAAUUGGGACUUCAUUCAGGCUGUUCUUAAAGCUUUGGAUUUACCUCCUUUAGUCAUUGCAUGGAUUGUAUCUUGCUAUACGGAUGCUAGAUAUUCUAUUUCUCUCAAUGGAAGCUUGGUUGGAUAUUUCAAGGGAGCCAAGGGAAUCAGACAAGGAGACCCUCUAUCCCCUACGUUGUUCGUUCUGGUAAUGAAUGUCCUUUCUAAUAUUCUCAAUAAUGUUGCUAUCAGAGGGAUUUUUACCUUUCAUCCUAAAUGCAAAAAAAGUGGACUUACUCACUUGUCAUUUGCUGAUGAUUUAUUAAUCUUUUGCAAAGGAAAUCUUGAGUCUAUUAUGGGUGUCAUUACUGUGUUGGACUGUUUCUAUGAGUUCUCAGGGCAGCUUAUAUUGCCUCAGUCCAUUAUCAAGAAGAUUGAACAAUUAUGCUCCAGAUUUUUCUGGAAAGGCUCGGACAUUCCUGUAUCUGGUGCAAGGGUGAGUUGGGGGAACAUCUGUAAGCCUAAAUCCGAAGGAGGCCUCGGACUAAAGGAUCUCAAGACCUGGAAUAAGGCUUGCCUAAUUCAUCUUACCAGGAAACUACUCGCGGGGGAAGGCUCUCUAUGGGUUGCGUGGAUCCAUAACUAUAUUAUUAAGCAACAAGAUUUCUUUACCAUGGAUGAAUACCCGAGUGCUACUUGGUCCUUCAGGCGAAUGCAGAAACUCAGCAGUGCUGCUCAAUCACUUCCGAUCACAACAACAAAAAGUACAAAAGAAAUCUGGGAAGUGAUCCGUCAUAAAGAUACUAAAGUUCAUUAG